Cloeon dipterum is the source of this 1122-nucleotide messenger RNA. RefSeq lists its product as uncharacterized. The coding region runs from base 306 to 881 and encodes 191 amino acids. The record is from RefSeq and is a predicted model, not a curated record. The transcript has 2 exons. Lineage: Eukaryota; Metazoa; Arthropoda; Insecta; Ephemeroptera; Baetidae.
GAAAUUCCCGCUGGUGACAAUAUAUGAAGAGAAAAAGGUGUUGCACGAAACAUUCACUGUUGUGUUGACGUUGAAGGACUCAACAACGACAAUGAGGACGUUUGUACUAUUGGCCGCAUUUGGUCUUUUAUUGGUCGCGGUCACGAUUGAAGCUCAAGACAGCCUAAAGGGUAAAAUUAAAGCAGCCGGGAAGAAACCAAAGCAGCUAAAGAAGGGGCCAAAGUCCGGAUCACCUCAAAGCAAUGCUGGAAUAGCAGAGCAAGCAGGGGUUGGACAAAUCCAAAACGGACCUCAAAACGAAGGCAAUGGACCAGAACAGAGUUAUGGACUGGACCAAGGCAGUGGACAAGAUGUUGGACAAGGUGGUGGACAAAGUCAAGAUGGCUUACAAAGUGGUGGACCAGGUCACGGUAGUGGUGGACGAGAAAGCGGACGAAGUAAAAACGGUAGAAAAGGAAAAGGCGGUAAACCAGGUCAAGACGGUGGACAAGGCCAAAAUGGUGAACAAGGACAGGGCGGAGGACAAGGCAAUGAACCACAGGACCCAGGACAAGGUGGCAGACCAAGUAAAGGUAGUGGUGGACGAGGAAUCGGACGAAGUAAAAACGGUGGAAAAGGAAAAGGCGGUAAACCAGGUCAAGACGGUGGACAAGGCCAAAAUGGUGAACAAGGACAGGGCGGAGGACAAGGCAAUGAACCACAGGACCCAGGUCACGGUGGCAGACCAAGUAAAGGAAGUAGUGGUGGACGAGGAAGCGGACGAAGUAAAAAUGGUGGAAAAGGAAGAGGCGGUAGACCAGGUCAAGACGGUGGACAAGGCCAAAAUGGUGAACGAGGACAGGGCGGAGGACAAGGCAAUGAACCACAGGACCCGGAAAUGACCGGAAAUGAGGACCAGAACGUUGACAGCGGACUUAGUCAACGCCAGGCAGGGACUCCAGGAAAGCAGUGAAGAUCCUCAGGAGACAAUUAAUUCAAAAUCCAAUGGCCGAUCUGGUACAAAAUUUCAGAAUAUUAAAAGAAUUGGCAAAAAUGGAAAAGGACCUGCUGCAGGUUAAUGCUCGAGAUUUGACCAGAAUGUAACUCACACAGAAAUAAAAAUUAGCUCAAAUUCGAAAAAAA